GAGUGCGGCGGCGGCGGGCGGGAUCCAGGGAGGAUCCGCAGCGGGAGCAGCGCGCGCCUGGCCCGUCGAUGGCGGCCCGAGCGGGCCCUGUCGCGGCCGCCUGCGGGCCGUGCAGUUGUUAGGAGUGGCAGACGGGCUGCGCGUUCGCCCCUUCGCCCAUCCGUCUCGGCGGCCGGCGGCCCCUCCGCCAACAUGUCGCUGGCCAUGGAGGAGGAGGAGUACGCCCGGCUGGUGAUGGAGUCGGAGCCCGAGUGGCUGCGGAGCGAGAUCAAGCGUCUCUUCCAGGAGCUGGGCGAGACCACCCGGGAGAAGAUCCAGGCGGCGGAGUACGGGCUGGCAGUGUUGGAGGAGAAGCAGCAGCUGAAGCAGCAGUAUGAGGAGCUGGAGGUGGAGUACGAGACCAUCCGCACCGAGAUGGAGCAGCUGAAGGAGGCUUUUGGACAGGCCCAUACCAACCACAAGAAGGUAGCAGCAGAUGGAGAGAGCAGAGAGGAAACCUUGAUUCAAGAAUCAGCUACCAAAGAAGAAUACUACAUGAAGAAGGUUAUGGAGUUGCAGACAGAAUUGAAGCAGAUAAGAAAUGUCCUUACCAACACACAGUCUGAAAAUGAACGCCUUAAUUCUGUUGCACAGGAACUGAAGGAGGUCAACCAGAAUGUGGAGAUCCAAAGGGCCCGCCUGCGAGAUGAUAUUAAAGAAUAUAAAUUCCGAGAAGCACGUUUGCUGCAAGACUAUACUGAACUUGAAGAGGAAAACAUCUGUCUCCAGAAACAAGUGUCUGUCCUGAAGCAAAGUCAGGUGGAGUUUGAAGGCUUGAAACAUGAAAUCAAAAGGCUGGAAGAGGAAACCGAGUUUCUCAAUAGCCAGCUGGAAGAUGCCAUCCGGCUGAAGGAGAUCUCUGAGCGCCAACUUGAGGAGGCCUUGGAGACACUGAAGACAGAACGGGAGCAGAAGAACAACCUUCGGAAGGAGCUGUCUCACUACAUGAACAUCAAUGAUUCCAUGUACAACAGCCACUUAAAUAUCUCUUUGGAUGGGCUGAAGUUCAGCGAUGAAGCCACAGAGCCUAAUAAUGAUGAAAUCAUGAAUGGAUUUGAACAAAACUGCCUCAGCAAACUCAGCAAUGGCAAGAACAGUACUUCAACACCCAAGAAAAAUGAAAGCUUCCCUCCAGCCCCCAGUCUGGUUUCAGAUCUCCUGAGUGAAUUAAACAUUUCUGAAAUCCAGAAGCUGAAACAGCAGCUUGUGCAGAUGGAAAGAGAAAAGGUUAACUUGUUAACAACACUGCAGGAAUCUCAGAAGCAGCUGGAAAAUACACGAGGGGCCCUCUCAGAGCAGCAUGAGAAAAUUGGCAGGCUCACUGAAAAUCUGAACGCCAUGAAGAAGCUCCAAGUCAGUAAGGAGCGUCAGUCAGCCCUUGACAAUGAGAAGGACCGAGAUAGCCAUGAGGAUGGAGACUAUUAUGAGGUUGACAUCAAUGGGCCAGAGAUCCUGGAGUGCAAGUACAAAGUGGCUGUGGUGGAAAUUACUGACCUGAAAGAAGAGCUCAAAAAUUUGAAGGCAAAAUACAAAGAAUGUGAGUCUAAGUAUGAGGAAGAGAAGAGUAGGUAUGAGACUGAGAGCCAAGCUCUCACUGAAAAGAUCACAUCAUUGGAAAAGUCCAGUAGGCAUGAUAGAGAACAGAUGGCCAGGCUGGAGAAGGAGCUGAAGAAAGUCAGUGAUGUUGCUGGAGAAACACAGGGCAGCCUCAGCGUGGCCCAAGAUGAACUAGUCACCUUCAGUGAAGAGCUGGCCAAUUUAUACCACCAUGUCUGCAUGUGCAACAAUGAAACUCCAAACAGAGUGAUGCUGGACUACUACAAGGAGGGUAAAGGUGGACGCAGUAGUCCAGAGACCAAGGGAAGAAGGUCUCCCAUUCUCCUUUCUAAAGGGCUGUUAACAAUUGAGCUGGGUAAGGCAGAGAAUGGAAGUUGUGACAGCAGCCCAUCCCCGGUGUCAUCUCUGCCAUCCCCUGUGUCAGAUCCUCGGAAGGAACCAAUGAAUAUUUACAACUUGAUUGCAAUAAUCCGGGAUCAGAUCAAACACCUGCAAGCUGCUGUGGAUAGAACAACCGAGCUGUCCAGGCAGCGUGUUGCUACUCAAGAACUUGGGCCAGUAGUGGACAAAGACAAGGAAGCUCUCAUGGAAGAAAUCCUGAAACUGAAGUCCUUGCUGAGCACCAAGAGGGAACAGAUAGCAACUCUGAGAACUGUGCUGAAAGCCAACAAACAGACUGCAGAAGUAGCCCUUGCCAACUUAAAAAGCAAGUAUGAGAAUGAGAAAGCAAUGGUUACAGAGACCAUGAUGAAGCUGCGAAAUGAGCUGAAGGCUUUGAAAGAAGAUGCUGCCACCUUCUCUUCCCUGAGAGCUAUGUUUGCUACAAGAUGCGAUGAAUAUGUCACACAGCUGGAUGAAAUGCAGCGGCAACUUGCAGCAGCCGAGGAUGAGAAGAAGACUCUGAACUCCUUGCUUCGGAUGGCUAUCCAACAGAAACUGGCCUUGACUCAGCGCCUGGAGCAUUUGGAACUGGACCACGAGCAGUCCAAAAGGGUGCGCACAAAGUCUGCCUCCAAAGCCAAGGGCAGUAAUCCCAGUGUAAGUCACAUUCGGUCCUGUGGAGACAGGUCUGAAGGAUCUGUCCUGAACAACCAGGUGUUUUGUAGUGAGAAAUAUAAAAUCUAUUGUGACUAGGUCACGUGUCUAGAAAAACCAUAUUCUGCAUCUAUUUUAUGCUGUAACUGUCAGCGUAAAUCCCCACUAUCUAAUGUCACAGUAAGUUGACUCGUACUAGUAUGUUGUUGAACCAGGUAAUACAGGUUUAUUACGGUGUUCUUAACUGUAACUAAUGCAUAAGUAUGGGGAUGCUAUUAACAAGUUAAUAGUGGAAAGCAAUUAGCUUUUUCCACAAUUAACAUGUCUGGGGUUUGCUGGUUAUGGUGUUAAUAGUACGCCUGAUAAAGGAUAUAUCUGGUGUUACUUACUGUAGUUUGUAUAGCACAAAUGUGACCCUUUCUCCAGGUUUGCAGCAUAUUUCAAUAAAUGCUUUCAUAGGCAGAAAUAGAGAAUCUUCCUUGUUACUGUGGCUUAAGUGGUGAAAAGCAAAGGUUAAAAUUAGAGCUAUGUCUUGGGAAUGCAGAGCAUUUGGAAACUGGAGUCAAACUUAAUUUGCCUGUAGUAGCAGAUGUUAAAUACUUGCUGUUGUAUCACCACUAACCAAAGUUCUAAAGCUUUUAUAGGUUUUAAAAGCUAGAAGAAAACUUGGUACAUUAUUUGUGCUCUGUGUCCCUCUCUUCAGAGGGAUAGUCAGAAGAAACUUGCACAUUUAUAUUAAAAAUAUGCAAUAUUAACUCCAUCUGAUACAAAAUUUAAAAUGUUAAGAAUUGGUAUUCUGCUUGCUAGACAUUUCCUGUUUAAGAAGUUAUGUCCUGGAAGGAUCUGUGUGGUCUUAUGUUGCUCCUUGCAAGCAUAACACUUUGGAAAAAACCUAUCUGAAAUACCCUUUAUAGGAAAGUAGCCACACAGUAUAUGUGUGUAGAAUUAAUGUGACUAUGGUCUAGCAUUGUUGGUCACAAACAGUUUUCCUCAGUUCUCAGUAUUAACCUAAAUAGGUAAUAUUUCAGAGCUCUGAUCAUUUUUUUAAGUACAUGGCAGAUACUGCAUUCCAUAUGCAAGCCAUGUGUUUCACAGGGCUCUACAUUAGAGGCACAGGAAAUUGAUCCAGAUCAUCCAGCUAAUAAUGAUUUAUGAAGUAGCUUAGUGCACAUUUUAAUCUUCAAAAAUAAAUAAAUCUUUGUCUGAUAUUGAACUUUUAAGGGGCCUUUUUACCCACUUAAUUACAAUAUGUUUGAUAGUAUAAAAGUGUACUUUCUAAUUGGUGCCUACAUAAGAGAAAAAGAUUGAAAAUGUUGCUUCUAAAAUUGUGGGAAAUUUGUGGAGCGCUGAAAGGCGCAGUUCUUUGUUUAACCCGGAGUUUGAAGUGCCUCGCCUCAGACUUUAUUUUAAUGUAAAGCCCUGUUCAUUUUGUGCUCUUUCAAAUACUUUUGUAUGCCUGCAGUGUUAGUAAAAGGAAGGCGAGCCUUUGCCGUGAGUGCUUGCUGGUGUGGCUCCCAAAGGCACUGUGAGCUGUGCUGUGGCUCUGCCGCCACCCGCGCGCACGCGGGACGCGUCCCAGUGCUAACAGAAGCUAGUGA
Molecule: messenger RNA, 4229 nt
Organism: Ficedula albicollis (Collared flycatcher)
Lineage: Eukaryota; Metazoa; Chordata; Aves; Passeriformes; Muscicapidae
Gene: BICD2
Product: BICD cargo adaptor 2
Exons: 7
Coding region: 193-2730 (845 amino acids)
Biological process (GO): regulation of microtubule cytoskeleton organization; protein localization to organelle; microtubule anchoring at microtubule organizing center
Cellular component (GO): Golgi apparatus; cytosol
Molecular function (GO): cytoskeletal adaptor activity; dynein complex binding; dynactin binding
Source: RefSeq, a predicted model, not a curated record